Tigriopus californicus is the source of this 4254-nucleotide messenger RNA. RefSeq lists its product as uncharacterized. The transcript has 6 exons. The coding region runs from base 597 to 3353 and encodes 918 amino acids. The record is from RefSeq and is a predicted model, not a curated record. Lineage: Eukaryota; Metazoa; Arthropoda; Copepoda; Harpacticoida; Harpacticidae. Gene Ontology annotation, molecular function: RNA binding.
AGAUCGUGUUAUUCUCGGGAAGAUACACCAAAAAAAGACGCACCGAAGAGAAGAGGGAUCGCGAAAUGGAGUCGCUGCCCUCAGCUGGUCGGUCGGCUUCCUGCGGGGGACGGGCGAUGGAAGGACGACUGACGGACUGCCCAGGUGCCUCUAGAGGCCGUCGAAGGAGGGUGAGGACGAAAAGCAAAAGCCGCACUUCAGGAUCUGUGAAUCGCGCAUCCAUCCAUCCAUCCAUCGGAGUGACUGGAAAAGGGGGAUCGACCAACUUUAGUUCAGAAUGAGUCCAACUCAAGAGAGGAGGAGGACAUCAGGGAGUUGUUGUACCAUUUAAAGAGACCGCCGAUUGGCUUUGCAGUGACGAGACGUGUGCUAUUUUCGUGAUUCCGGCCAGUUGACGCAAUUCUACUACUAUAUCUAGGGAUUUGGUCUCGAUUGUGAGCGUCGAUACUGAUACUAUCUUCACAAUAAGUGAGUGUUGUUCCAUCAUCCCUUGAACAAAAGAUCUGUCAAGGUUUGAUGUCGAUUCGCAUUUCGAGUGACGCCCGUAUAUCCUCUCCCCAGGGAUCCUUUUAGGCCGUUUCCUGACCCAGGUUGCAAUGGAAGUGUCCUCCACAGCUGAGCGAAAGACGAGGUUCCCACCUGUCAUCUCGUUGAGUUCUUGCCUCAAGGAUAAGGAUGUGGAUGGUGUGGGCUCUGGCACUGAGGGGGAUGAAGAUGAUGACCCUUCUGCCAUGAUUCCCCAGAAGAAAUUGGAGGCCGUCGUCUUGGGCUAUCAUCAAUUCGCAUCCUCUCCAGGGCCCAAAGAGUUUGGUCCAUCUCUCUCAAUCACUUCAAACAGCAGCAUUCAAGAGGUCGAAAUGGAGAGCAUGUUGACUAGCGAAGACGAGGACGAGGACAAUGAGGAGAACCAGGAAGAUGGAGAGGACGAGCCCGAAUUAAGCCCCUCUGACGAGAUCCAUGCCAAGGAAGUCAAUAACAACCAAGUGGACCACGAUUUGAAUGGAACCAAGUCCACGCCACCGACCAACACCGCCAGUUCAGACUGCUCUAAUCUAUCCUCGCUCGGAAUGGAAAUCGAAGAGGACGUUGAGGACCAGGACCACCAAAAUUCUGAGGAGACGAUGGCGGCUCCCGCUGCCAAACUCCAAGAAGACAGCGACGGCGAUGGCGUGGUCACCAAAGUUGUCGAAUUUACCACCUACGUGCUAAAUAGUCAAGUUAGCUUGAGAGUGGAUGGCCCCGACCAAUGGCUGUGCGUGUCCAGGCUGCCCUCAGACUUGACUCAAAACGAGUUUGUGGAACUAGUGGAACAAUACGGACAGGUCGAAGAAACACAUUUAAUUCAUUCAGAAACUACAGGGCGUUUCAAAGGUUACGCAUUGGUGCUUUACUCGAAUCCAUCCUCUUCCAUCCAAGCCCGACACGUCCUUGAAGGCCAAGAGGUGAAAGGUCACGCUCUCGAUUGUGAUUGGCUCAAAUAUGGCAUUGUGGAGAGCGUCUCUUUACACUCGAAAUGUCUUUUCGUGGAUGAGCUACCCCCCGAUUAUCGGGAUAUGGGCGAAUUCCGAAAACUCUUCUCUGUGGCCGUCAAUCCGCCCUAUUGUCAGAUUGCCAUAAAAAACGGGGUGAUUCAGAAGUGGGGCUUGGUGGAAUUCACAUCGUGCGAGGAAGCGGAAACAACUUUAGAAAAGAUGAACGGCCACAUUCUUCACGGGCACAAAAUUAGGGUCCAAUAUUGUAUUCCCGGGGUACAUGCCAUCAACAUCUACAUGAACUUUAUCAAUAAUCCACUGGACUCUGCUGGGGAUCGCAAGGCACUUUUGGACGAAACCCCAUCAAACAAAGUUUACGAUCAAUUGGAUUCCUUGGCCAAGCACAACCCGUGGUUUGUUCAGAGCUUGCAGAAUAUAAUGGCCAGCACUUCUCAAGAUCCCAAUGCCACGAAGACAAACCAAAUUAGAAAUCGUCCAGUGCCCGCUCCUCCGGCUGGUGCAGAUCCGGCACAAGCCGGUCUAAUCUUGCUCUUGGCGGGCAAGGUCACGAGUCAAUCUACUAGUACGAAUGAAACCGCAUCGUUGCUCGAAACAGUGUUAAAGCAAAUCGAAAGUGGCGUGUCAGCGGCAGAAAUUCUGCGGAAACUGGCCAGUCCUACCCUGGAAACAAAUCCUGCAAAUCCUACAAAUCCUAGUCGUCCCGUUCUCUUACACACUCCUGGAGAAGAACAGGUGGGAAACUUGACCAUUUCCUCAUCUAGUCCCCCGUCUAGUCAAAGUGAUCUCAAGUCGAUCAUAACCAGUCUGGUGGAGUCAGCCCAGUCGAUGUUGGGGUCUGGAAAUGAUCGGGUCGAGAAACGUCAAGCUAGUCUCAAUGGGCAGCCAGUCACGACACCUCAAAUAGUGACAGGAGCCAAGUUGCCGAAUCAUCCGCAACUCACUGAUCUGCUCACCAAAUCCUUUCAAGCCCGAAUGAAGAAUGGGAUCUAUGUUCCCAACGGAACCAAGAAAAAUGUUUCUAGUGGCCCUUCCACGACUCGGCAGUAUUCGCACCCAGUCCACCAUACGACUGGUGGAGGGAUUUCGCGACAUUCAGUCCCUAAACUCCGAUCUGGCACAGCCACUACGGUGUCGUGUAAUGCACCGGUGGCCACACCUGCUCCUCAACAGGCCAUUCGUAUGGCCAUUCCAAAUGCGGCCAUGCUUCCUCAAAACGCCGGUCUAUUUGCUAUGCCGCCAAGACCAAAUUUGACCGGAUCAGUCCUAACAGCCCAAACCAACAACAACGGAAUGGGCAGCGUACCUCAUCAGAUGGGACAUUUUCAGUAUCAGCCCGUAGUUUAUCCCAAUGCCGCGUUGGUCCAACAAGCUCAUGGAACCCCUAUGCAGAGUCUGCACGCCAACCCUUACACUGCGGCAUAUCUAUCAGCAGUACAAGCUAGUCAGAAUGGAUAUUAUCAGGCGGCAUUGAACCAAAUGGCGGCCGCCGCCGCCGCAGCCUCUUCCCCUUCACUUCUUCCUUCCAAUGGAAGCACCAUUCCCCAACAUCCUUUGCUAUGGAAUCAAAAUGUCACGGCCGCAGGCUUGGCGGCAACCUAUUCUGCCACGUCAGCCUGGCCAUCCCAAACUCUCAAUGGACCCCCACCGGUUCCAGCUCCCACCCAUGCCCAAGGCGCCGAUGCAGCUGGUCAACCCUCUGCUUUGACGUCUAUGACCCAACAAGCUUACCUCUACGCCGCUGCGGCCAAACGCAAAUUGGAUGACCAACAUCAGUAUUCGAAUGACCUCCUGGCGAAAAAAAUGAAACUCGUCCAGGCUUCAGGCGGCACUCCUAUCAUGACAUCCAUCCUCCCUCAAUAGUGAUCCAUCAAGUUCGUUGCCUCAAAAGCCGGGAGCGCCCCAUCAAUCUUCCGAGAUCUGGCAAUCUCAAUCUCUUCGAAAGCGAGGUGUGAAUUUUGUUGGCCUCGUUUUCCUGACAAUUCUUUGCCCAAUUCAGCUGCAGCCUCUCACUUCAUGCCUCUUCUCGGCGGCCAUUUGCUCCUGGAUGCCUUAUCCGUUUGGAGGGGGGAGGGGGGUCGGUCCCGGCCCUUUGACACAUUGGUUGGCCUUAUGAAAAAUCUUCAAGAAAAAAAGCUGACGCUUCAAAUCCUACUCAAGGACCAAGAUUCAGGACGGUCCCUUCGUUCGUAAGAAUGACUCACCCUGCCACCGCGUACCAGAGAGCCGCCCAGAUUUUGGCCCUCGCAUGACCUUCGACUUUCAGGGGUCGUCGAUUGAUGAACAACUUGAAAUUGCAAAGCUCAGCUAGCGUAUCAUCUGGUUUGUCGAAAUUUAGCCUGGAGAGGACAGGGUGAAAUAGGGCGCUUCUUUUCUUGUCAAGUUUCUUUGAGAAAUUGUCGAAACGGGGAUUCCCGGGCAAAAGUCACGUUCUUCGCUGAACUACGAUCAUAUGACGUUGCGAAAAGAUGGGGUGACCAACUGCUUCGCUUGUGGCCGGAACUGGUUUCAAGGUGACAUGAAAUGGUUUUGAUAUCGCCGCCAUCAUCAAUUACUACAACAAAAACCAAUUCCAAUCGGUUCCACUUCUUUUCCACCAACCACGUCUCAUGAGAAUGAGAGUAGUGCUACUUAAAUCUGGAGGCAUUAAGCGAUUCCUUUACCCUGCCAGUAUAACACAAAGUUAUAAUGAUUACUAUUAUUAUUAUUAUUAUCAAUAUAAAUGCAUUCAUGAUUGUACAGAGAAUACACAUUUUCAAAUCAG